Molecule: messenger RNA, 573 nt
Organism: Vicia faba (fava bean)
Lineage: Eukaryota; Viridiplantae; Streptophyta; Magnoliopsida; Fabales; Fabaceae
Source: the annotation of a GenBank genome assembly
AUGAAGAACAAUAGCUAUCAUCCCCAUUUUGCUGCAGCAGGUUCCUCCUCGACCAGGCCUGCCUCUUCCUCAGUUGCACAUGCCUCUUCCUCAGUUGCGCCUAUUGCUGCUGGUGCGCCUACCAUUGCUGCACAGAUGGCAACUAAUGUUGACAUUAGUGAUUCGAAGCUUUGGCCUGAUUUUGUAACUAAAGCUUUCAUUGACAUUAUGGUUGAUGAAGUUACAAAAGAAAAUAUGCCAAACGGUGUGUUUCAUAAUAGAAUAUGGACUUCUAUGACUACUAGGUUGAGUUGCACAACUAAUCGAUCAUUUAAAAUUGGACAACUGAAGGCAAAAAUGCAUAGGUUGCGGAACAUGUACCGUGAGUUCUAUUCACUCUUGCAAAAUACUGGAUUUGGGUGGAACCCAGAAACAAAUACAGUUACUGCAAGUGAAGAGGUCUGGAGAAAUUAUCUUAAGGUACAUGACAAAGCUUCUCAAUUUCAAAAUAAAGGGUGUAAUCAUUAUAAGUCGUUGGAAAUCAUAUUCAACAAAAAUAAUCCAAUUGGAAUACUUCAUCAUUCAUCUACUUAA